Cetraspora pellucida is the source of this 2226-nucleotide messenger RNA. NCBI's taxonomy places the organism in Eukaryota, Fungi, Glomeromycota, Glomeromycetes, Diversisporales, Gigasporaceae. The record is from the annotation of a GenBank genome assembly.
AUGCUAAUAUCUCCAUCGGCAUUAAUCAUUUUUAAAUCAGAUACAAAUUUUUUCGGCGAUAUUAAGGUUAGAAUAUCGUCAUUUUACCGAAAUUUCAUCGGCUUGUCUCAAAGUUCACCAGAUACACCAUUACAAGAAAAUGAUAAUUUUCCAUCAGAUUCACUUUCAGACUCAACUUUCUUUUAUAGACGCCUUGGUAGAGGGCAUUCACACUCUCUUUCCAUCGAUUCAACAAUGUCUAUAGAUCAACAUCCUGUGGUAUAUUCAUUUUCACAUGGUUUACUUUCCACCACUUACGAAGCAAAUGAAGAUUCAACUCCAGAGUUAACUCCAAAUUUGGUGACUUCAAUAGACACUUUCACCCAGAGAUCUCCAUCACCAAAAACUCCGUUUUUCACAGAACAUUCAUUGUCAUCAACUUUUGCUAAUACGUUACCAAUGAGUUCAUCAGGAAAAUCAGAAUUGUUGGUGGAAAAUCCUCCUCGUAAACUUUUGUUACAAUCACCCAUGCAACAGAUUAUGAAUAGUAGCAGUGUGCAAGAUCGUUAUUUAUUUCUUUUCAAUGAUUUAUUAAUCAUUGCUAAACCUAUUAAUACUUAUUCACAAAAAAGCAAUAUAUCAACUACAGAGAAACUAUAUCAAGUCAAACAUAUCGUUGAAAUGAAUCAAAUUAUUCAAAUUGCUCUUACUAUGCAAGAAGAUCGUGAUGCAGCUUUGAUUAAUAAAACACCGAAAAGAGAACCUACUGUUAUGGCAACAUUUUCUCAAAAAUUUUCCACAGAUCCUUAUGGUUCAAUAGCUGACAUGUUAGAAAGACGACAUAUAAAAAAUGAUCCAGUUCAUAUUGCAGCAUUUCUUUUUAAAAAGGCCGAAUUAAGCAAACAUCAAUUAGGCUUAUACCUUUCUAAUCGAAGAAAUAAAGAAAUUAUGAUCGCGUUUUUAGACAAAUUUCGAUUUGAGGGUCUCUAUAUAGAUGAGGCUUUACGUUUAUUUUUGAUGGGUAUAUGCCUACCACCUGAAAAAGAGUCCUUCAAUUACUUAUUAAAGUCAUUUGCAAAUCGUUGGUAUAAUGCAAAUGUCAACGUUGUCAAGUUCAAUGAAGAAAUGUCAAUAAAGUUGACGUUUGCUAUGUUAGAUCUCAAUCAUGAAUUACAUGAAAAAUAUAAUGUCACGGAUAAUCAAAAAAUUAAGAAUGUCAAUAGGACUAAUAUCAUCACGCUUCAAGACUUUGUGAAUCGAUUUCGUCGAGAAAGUGAUCAAUUUUGCUUAGUUCCUGAUGAAUUAUUAGAGAAAGUAUAUUAUUCAAUUUACGAGGAUAAAUUAGUGUUUGCAUGGGAUGACACACUCAAAGAUAUCUCACCACAGAUACCAAUAAAACUUCAUCCAGCGAGAUGGCCAACUCGACUUACCCUUCUUACCCCUUCAGAUCCUAUCACCAUCACAAUUCCCCAUCCUGACCCUCACUUUUCUAUAAGACUUCAUGGGCAAGAUUUAAUAUUUGAUCCGCCUUUGCUUGAUUUCACACAUACGAAUUCAUGUACUUUUAGUAUAACAGGAAAGACAUUAGGACUACAUUCCAUGGUACUUAUUAAGUCAGGGGCACGUUGUCGUAAUUAUAUAAAUUUACCAUCCACCAAAACAGUGUUGGUUGAACGGGCAUUUAUGAAAUGGACAUUUCAGAUUUCAUUUAUUAACGACAAUGAAAUGUCAAGAAAGUAUCAUUUUAGUGUUGAUUCACAAGAACGUAGACGCAUUUGGGUUGAGAGCAUAAAAACAAACGUUUUAGAAGAAAAAUUACGAUCCAAUAGUCUUACAUCUCAAGUGGACCCAACAAAAGCAGCUGAAGCAGUAGCUUUACGAAUGUUGAAAGACGCAUUGAUUCCUAGUGAAGAUGCUAUUAGGGAAUUUACAGAUACCACUAAAGAUAGAUCAAGUUCAGCCACUAAUGCACUUGAAAAUAUUUCUAGUGGGAGUCCAACGAUAAGAAAUAGUAUAAGUACUAGUAUGUGGAAUAAUUUGAAUAUUGUGAAUACAAGUCCGCCAGUUAAUCCAUUCGCAUCAUAUGCAAAAACUAAAGAUGAAAUUAUUCAUAUGACUACCCAAAACAGUCUCUUACCAUUUCUUCUUGGAUUUUUUACUAAAUAUUUAGAAACUGAUACAAAAAAUUCAAAUACAUCUAACGUAAAUACUAACAAUAUAAAUAUCGAUAGAGAGGAUUUUUUAUAA